UAUUAUUAUAAAAUAUUUUAUCAAAGAAGUGUUAUAUUUGGAGAUGAAGCAGGUAAUUCUUCAACAUUUCAUGUAGCAACAAAUAUAUUAGAUAUGCUAUCAAAAAAUGAUAAUGAAGAUAACAAUGAUAGCCAACAUAAUGAUAUAUAUG
Dentiscutata heterogama is the source of this 151-nucleotide messenger RNA. NCBI's taxonomy places the organism in Eukaryota, Fungi, Glomeromycota, Glomeromycetes, Diversisporales, Gigasporaceae. The record is from the annotation of a GenBank genome assembly.